AUGGAGCAAUACCGCUCGCGCGAGUUGCCCGAGGCCGAGCCCCUGCGCUUGCCCUCGCUCUCGUUUUCGACCGAGUGGAGGAGGCACCCAGACGCAUGUUUCCAGCGUCCCGCGGAGUCAUCGAGGUAUGACCUGGCUUUUCGGGGCAAGCACGUUAAGCUGGACAUGGAGGCGGCAGUCGUCCGCGGGAAGCUGGUUGUCCACACGGUCCAGCGACUCCUGAUUCCUCUGCGAGACCGGAAGCCCCUUAGGUCGGGUUGGUGGUUGGGGCGGGGCCUGAUUGUCGACCCGCAGUAUCAUGGGUUCCAAACAUGCCGGCACGAGCACCCCUACUUUCCGCAUCGUAAGACAGAUCUCAGACUCUGUCCUCGCCGGCAGGUGGAAGGCCAGCUCGGUAAUCACUGGCUGGCUAUGUCCUCCCGGCAGGGCCUAUUGAGCCGGGUGUGCAACAAGCGCGUUCCAAACAUUCGCAGGAUAACGAAGGGCGAAUGCAGCUACUGCCCGACAAAGUGGGUGCUGACGACCUACGAUCAUGCGAUCGGAGGCGUGGAGGCAGUUGUCGACGUAUGGCAGAAUCUGGGAGACUGCAGAUCCCCGCUUGAUCCUGGCUGGUCCUUCUGCUGGCAAGCUCCGUGCAUGAAAGGCGGCAACGGAAGGCAUAUCUGUUCGGGUUGGAGCAGCAAGGCAGACCUUGGCUCUUUUUCACCAGCAGCGCACCAACGUCUCCAAGAGUGGAAGACGGCAAAUGCGAUAGAGCUAGAUGACGAGACGUGGUGCCACCUGCCAGUGGGAGAGAGCGCUAUCAGGCACCCGUCGGCCACAAGUGUCAUGGCCUGUUGGAGGAAAUUGUGA
Molecule: messenger RNA, 852 nt
Organism: Thermothielavioides terrestris NRRL 8126
Lineage: Eukaryota; Fungi; Ascomycota; Sordariomycetes; Sordariales; Chaetomiaceae
Exons: 1
Coding region: 1-852 (283 amino acids)
Source: RefSeq, a predicted model, not a curated record